AGUAUUCGAAUAUACGAUAAUAAAUCACAACGUGCUUAAGUAAUUUUAUUUUAAUGUUAAUGUUAUAACUAUAUUAAUUGUUAUUAUAGCAAAAUGGUUCGAAAAUUUAAAACUAAAAAACAAAAAAAAAUAAAAGAUGUAUUCAAUCAAAUCUCUAAACGCAAUGAAGAGUUAAAAGGAAAAACAAAUGAACCACCAAAAGAUCCAAAGCGGCAAGAUGUUCCUCGAAGCUUACGUGAAUUCAUGCAACUAAAAAAAUUAGCUAAAAAUGAUUUAAAACAUAAAAGUCAACCAUACAUUGAUAUAGGAAACAGAGUACGAAAUAAUAAUCAAAAAUGUGCAUUUGAAAUAGAACAAAAACCUGAAGAAGUAAAUGUUAUUCGAGAAAAUGGUGUUGUCAUUACAGAAUCUGCAGUUGUUCAAACUACAAAAGAAAAAUUAAUACAAGCAAAACAAAAGAGGCAGUUAAAAACUAAACUGAAAAGAGAAAAAAAGAAAGAGAAAAAAAAACAAAAACUUAAUGUAGAUACACAAGAAAAAGAAGAACAUGCCAUUGAAUACCUCAAAGACAAUUUUGAAUUUGGUGAAACUGUUCAUUGUCCUCCUACUUUGACAGUGAAACCAAGAAAAGCAGUUAUUAAUGAAUUUGAAAAUCGACCUGGUCGAAAAGAUGACUUGUUUUUGAAGUCUAUGUUAGUAGAUUCUGGAAAUUCUAAAAAAGCAAAGAAAAUAAAUGAUGUCAUUUUGAAAAAACCUAGUAAAAGUGCAGUUAAACGUAAAGCAUUUACAGGUAAACGCAAAGCAUUGUCUUUGUCUGAUCGAAGAAUAAUAGAAAAAGAAAGAGAUUCAGCUGUAUUAGCAUAUAGACAACUAAAAAAAAACUCAUUGAAUAAAAAUAGUUGAAUUAUAUUUGUAAUUUA
Sipha flava (yellow sugarcane aphid) is the source of this 920-nucleotide messenger RNA. RefSeq lists its product as uncharacterized. The record is from RefSeq and is a predicted model, not a curated record. The transcript has 3 exons. The coding region runs from base 94 to 903 and encodes 269 amino acids. NCBI's taxonomy places the organism in Eukaryota, Metazoa, Arthropoda, Insecta, Hemiptera, Aphididae.